Molecule: messenger RNA, 789 nt
Organism: Racocetra persica
Lineage: Eukaryota; Fungi; Glomeromycota; Glomeromycetes; Diversisporales; Gigasporaceae
Source: the annotation of a GenBank genome assembly
AUGGACCCAUUAGUUGAGAGUUUGCUAAAAACUUCCCUGGAUGACGAAGAUCCAGAAAGGUCACCACAUAGUUCAGACAUUUCUGAUGACGAUUCUUCUAAAAUAAAUAACGAGCUUGACUUAGACCAUGGUGGCCGACAAACGGGUCCAAAAGGUGUUUUAGCAGAUCAUGAAUAUCAUAAACAAUAUACACAACAACAAAAAUCUGCUUCAAUAGCAGCAUAUAACGAACGCAUAUUGUCAAAAGCUCCCAUGACAACAACAUAUCGUGAAGAUGAAUUAAAUAAAGCUCUAGAGGAUGAUUUAAAAGAUUUAGAAAAUAUUAGCUCAGAUGAAGAAGAAAAGCAAGUACUAAAAAAGUACCGAGAACAAAGAUUAAGAGAACUUAAAGAAAUUGAAAAUCAGAAAGUAAAUAAAAAAAGAUAUGGAACUUUAAGAGAAAUAUCUUCCAAUCAAUAUGUUAAGGCUAUAGACGAUGAGGCUCCAGACGUUUGUGUAAUCGUACAUUUAUAUGAAAAUUCAAUUCCUCAAUGUAGACUCUUAAAUGAAUGUUUGACACACCUGGCUCGAAAAUUUAUCAAUUCCAAAUUCUUACGAAUUCUGGCUCAUGAUUUAGACUUUGACUUAAUUGGUCUCCCAGCUAUACUAGCUUAUAAAAAUGGCAAACUAAUUGCAAACUUAGUUAGGAUUACUGAUGAAAUCGGUGAAACGAAUUUUGAUUCAGAUACUGUUGAAAAAAUUUUAUUAAGACAUGGAGCACUGAAUGUAACAGAAAGUAUAAGUGAAUAA